Zeugodacus cucurbitae (melon fly) is the source of this 1801-nucleotide messenger RNA. RefSeq names its product fatty acyl-CoA reductase wat (gene FarO). The transcript has 10 exons. Gene Ontology annotation, biological process: long-chain fatty-acyl-CoA metabolic process. The coding region runs from base 155 to 1666 and encodes 503 amino acids. NCBI's taxonomy places the organism in Eukaryota, Metazoa, Arthropoda, Insecta, Diptera, Tephritidae. The record is from RefSeq and is a predicted model, not a curated record. Gene Ontology annotation, cellular component: peroxisome. Gene Ontology annotation, molecular function: alcohol-forming very long-chain fatty acyl-CoA reductase (NADP+) activity.
AGUACUGGUAUAGAUCUCGUAGUGUGCGGAAGUGAGCAGCGAAGAAAAGAAAAUUACGAUAUAAAAUAGAGUAAGGAUAUCCGAAAGUGUUUGAAGGUGCUGCAGGAGUCAGUUAAGAUUUCGAAAAAGAGGAGAGUUACGAACAUCUUACAAAAUGAUACACGAUUUCUACGCGGAUACGGAGAUAUUUGUAACAGGCGGUUCGGGCGCCGUUGGCAAAGCUUUGAUUGAGAAGCUGCUGCGCUCCUGUGAUGUGCGAAAAGUCUACAUAUUGCUGCGUUCGAAGAAGAAUUUCAGUGUCGAGCAACGUUUGGAGAAAUUGAAACAGGCGAAGAUCUUUAAAGUAUUACAUGCCACGAAACCGCAUAUGUUCGACAAACUCGUACCGAUACCGGGUGAUGCAAUAUUACCAGGUUUGGGUAUAUCGCCAGAGCAUAUUGCGCUAAUGGAGCAUGUUUCGGUUGUGUUUCAUUGCGCGGCAACUGUGCGUUUUGAUGAACCGUUACGCGUUGCUUUGAAGCUGAAUGUGGGCGGCACCUAUGAAGCUUUGAUGUUUGCCGAGAAGCUGAAGAACUUGAAAAUGUUCAUGCAUGUCUCGACAUUUUAUAGUAAUCCCUACUUGAAACGCGUGGAGCCGCAGCUUUACGAUUCACCGUUAGAUUGGCGCAUGUGCUUGAAAUUACUGCAGGAUGAUAGCAUGCGAGAUAAUUUGAAUUCGCUAACUAAAAAACUUAUUAUCGGGUUUCCGAAUACUUACACAUUCACGAAGAAUCUUGCCGAGAGUGUGGUCAAUGACUUCCGCGAACGUAUACCGGUUGCUAUAUAUAGACCGUCUAUAGUUCUUCAUGCGCUCUCCGACCCGAUACCCGGUUAUCCACCCACAUUGAUGGGUGCUAUGGGCCUGUUCGUACUCGUCGGCGCUGGCAUACUAAAAACGGUCUUCUUAUCGAAGUCAACACGUUUUGACAUAACACCACAAGAUGUGAGCAUCAAGACUAUGCUGUACUAUGCUUAUCGUGCAGGUACCGAAUAUGCGCAGGAGAAAGCAAUCACAGAAGUGCCCAUUUAUAUGUCCUCAUCAACGCAACACUCCAAUCACACCUUCUAUCAGAUGUGUCAGGUUAUGGAGCAUGGUCUGUGGUAUGAGGCGGCGUUUGAAAAGAAUUUCAUGCUGCCGACUUGUCAUUACACAGAUAGUCGUUUUGUCUACAUGUUUUUGGUGUUCACCAAGCAAAUACUGCCUGCCAUGCUAGCAGAUGGUCUCAUCAUGCUUUUCGGUCGUAAACCGGUACUUAUGAGUAUUGUACGUAAGGCCUAUAUCUCUUUGGAGGUUAUGCAACCGUUUCUCUUCAACACCUACGAUAGUCCGGGUAUGACAUAUAUAGAAGAGAUGGUGGAGGCAACUAAAGGCACCGAUUUCGCUCUUCCGGCAGAGAUCUCAAGUGCCAAAACGGAUGAGGGACUCUUUCACAUUUGUAAAACUAUGAUUUUUUCAAUUCGUGAAUAUUUACUCAAUGAGGAUCCAAAGACUAUUCCAAUUGCGCAGAAGCGUUUAAGAAUCAAGCGUUUGGUCUACAAUAUUCUACGUGGCAUUAUUGUUUAUUACAUUUUGCGUUGGUUUUAUGCAUUUUUCAUCAACUAUAUUGAGGGUCCCACUGCCAACUGAUAAGUUCAUAUUAUAUAUUAUAUAUACUCUAUACCUAAACCUAUAUUUUGGAACCAAUUUUACCUCCUUAAAGCCUAAGUAAGUCUGGAAAGUAAUUUUUAAAUAAACAAGAAAUAUAUUCACGAAAUUAACCAU